CCGAUUCAUCGCGUUUGCUGCGGAUGGUCUCUGAUCUUCUGAUUCUAGCUGAUCGGCGCGGGCCAUGUCGGAUCUUGCGCCGUCGGCCUUGGAGACUCGAUCCAUUCAUUCAUCCAUCAUCCAGGCAUCGCAUCGCAUCGUUACAACCCUCUUCUUCGAGACAGACGGCUCGGGAGAACUUAGCUUGCUCUUGAUACAUCCACACUGGUAUUGCAUUCAUCCCAAAGGUUCAACUCGGAAUUUCAAGGCUCUCUCAAACGGUGCACUGGGGCGAGCUCCUAGCCGAAUCCCGUCAACCUCUCUUGAAACGACUCUUCUACCCCUUUCUCCCGCUACUCCGCUGGCAAGAGAGCAGUCGAUACUAUGCUCAAAAGCAUCAACAGAUACAUAUACGGCCCGACGCCAGAGGAGAGGCUGAAAGAGUGGGAUCGGAAGCUGCGGACGGAACAAAGGCAGCUGGACAAGGAGAUCAGACAGCUCGAUCUAGCAACAACAAAGGCUAGACAAUCCUUGAAGCAGCUUGCCAAGAAGAACGACGUCAAGUCGGCCCGGUUGCUCGCCAAAGAGGUCGUACGCACGAACAAGCAGAAGAACCGGUUGACGAUGAGCAAGGCUCGGCUGGGGAGCAUACAGAUGCAGAUGCAGCAUCAGGCAUCUAUGGUCAAGGUGACAGGGGCUUUUCAAAAGUCGACAGAGAUAAUGAAAGUUAGCAACCAGUUGGUCCAGCUGCCACAGUUGAGCGCAACGAUGAGGGAAAUGCAGAUGGAGAUGAUGAAGUCCGGAAUCAUCGAAGAGAUGAUGGACGAUACGAUGGAAGCGCUAGACGACGACGAACUUGAGGAGGAGGCCGAUGCAGAGGUAGAGAAGGUCUUGUUCGAUCUAACGGAUGGCAAGCUCGGUCAGGCAGGAGCUGUGGGAGCGGACCUACCUGCCCAGAAAGAAGCCGAAGAGGAUGUCAACACGGAAGCCGAGAUGCAGCGUAUGCAGAAAGAGCUGCAUGACCUCCUCGCUGGUUGAGACGAGAGUGCAGGAGCAAACAAGUCAUAAAGUAAAGGAGAUAGAGUCCCUGUCCAGAUAUACCAUGCCAUUCAGUAUGAGCCCUUUCUCACGCUCAGAGCUGACACCCUGUCGUUGUCAACAACCUAAAACUUCAUCGGUCACUCCUAGACUGUCA
Molecule: messenger RNA, 1174 nt
Organism: Filobasidium floriforme
Lineage: Eukaryota; Fungi; Basidiomycota; Tremellomycetes; Filobasidiales; Filobasidiaceae
Product: Snf7-domain-containing protein
Exons: 6
Coding region: 364-1017 (217 amino acids)
Biological process (GO): protein transport; endosome transport via multivesicular body sorting pathway; late endosome to vacuole transport
Cellular component (GO): multivesicular body; ESCRT III complex
Source: RefSeq, a predicted model, not a curated record